Monoraphidium neglectum is the source of this 885-nucleotide messenger RNA. RefSeq lists its product as hypothetical. The coding region runs from base 1 to 885 and encodes 294 amino acids. The transcript has 5 exons. The record is from RefSeq and is a predicted model, not a curated record. Lineage: Eukaryota; Viridiplantae; Chlorophyta; Chlorophyceae; Sphaeropleales; Selenastraceae.
AUGUGCGCCAGCCCUGAGGCGACCCCCAAAAAGCAGAAGCUGGCGGUGUGCGCGCCUGUCAAGGCUUUGGUCAAGUCGUGCACCUCCAAGGCCGGCCCGACCGCCCUCAUGGACCAGCUGUGCAGCGAGCUGCUGGCUCCCGCCAACGCUACGGCCGACAGCAAGGACCCCACCAAGCUGCGCUAUGGCUGCGGCGUUGCGACCGCUGCACAGGUCAACAGAGUGUCCAGUGACCUGGCAGCCCUUGAGCCCAAGGUCACCGCCGCCGCCGCCCAGACCAGCUCCCUGCAGGCCACCUUGGUCCAAGGCAACAACCAGACAGCCGCGCUGCGCGCUCAGGUGGACGAGCUCAAAACGUCUAUCGGGGUUCUGACCGCCGCCGUGCAGAAGCUGCAAGCGAAUGCGUCCAGCACGGCUGUCCCCAGCACCAUCACUGUACAGCUCGCCGCCCUCCAAGCAGCUGACACGCGCACCGCCCAGCAGCUGGCCCUGCUGGAGGCGGCAAACCAGACCGCGGCACGGGACAUCGCGGCGCUCAAGUCUACUUCGCAGCAGUGCACCUGCGGCCUGGAGCUCUCGACUGUCAACACCACCCUGGCCGCCAUCAAGUCAACCCAGACGGCGGACGCGGCGGCCUUCUCACUGGCCAACGCCACCGUGGAGUCCCUGAAGGCCCAAGUCACCACGGGCGCGGCAGCCAUCGCAUCGGUCAACACCAGCGUUGCCGCCCUGGUGGCCAGUGUGGCCAACGUGUCGACCAUCGACCUCAGUGUCUACGCGAAAGUCACCGACCUGGCCAACAUCAACGCGGUCAGCCUGGGGGGCGUGCCUGCGGCGCAGUACCUGCGCUCGCGGGUGGUGAUCUACACACUUGUUUGCGCAUAA